This is a messenger RNA of Microtus oregoni (creeping vole), 1445 nucleotides long. It is a transcript of the gene Galr1, whose product is annotated as galanin receptor 1. Gene Ontology annotation, cellular component: membrane. The record is from RefSeq and is a predicted model, not a curated record. The transcript has 3 exons. Gene Ontology annotation, molecular function: galanin receptor activity. Gene Ontology annotation, biological process: negative regulation of adenylate cyclase activity; G protein-coupled receptor signaling pathway; positive regulation of cytosolic calcium ion concentration. The coding region runs from base 1 to 1047 and encodes 348 amino acids. Lineage: Eukaryota; Metazoa; Chordata; Mammalia; Rodentia; Cricetidae.
AUGGAAUUGGCUACCUUGAACCUCAGCGCGGGGAACGGGAGCGAUCCAGAGCCUCCGGCUGAGGAGUCCAGGCCGCUGUUUGGCAUCGGUGUGGAGAACUUCAUCACGUUGGUGGUGUUUGGCCUGAUUUUCGCGAUGGGCGUGCUGGGCAACAGCUUGGUGAUCACUGUGCUGGCGCGCAGCAAACCUGGCAAGCCGCGCAGCACCACCAACCUGUUCAUUCUCAACCUGAGCAUCGCAGACCUGGCCUACCUGCUCUUUUGCAUCCCCUUCCAGGCCACCGUGUACGCACUGCCCACCUGGGUGCUGGGCGCCUUCAUCUGCAAGUUUAUACACUACUUCUUCACCGUCUCCAUGCUCGUGAGCAUCUUCACCUUGGCCGCAAUGUCUGUGGACCGCUACGUGGCCAUUGUGCACUCGCGGCGCUCCUCCUCUCUCAGGGUGUCCCGCAAUGCGCUGCUGGGCGUGGGCUUCAUCUGGGCGCUGUCCAUUGCCAUGGCCUCGCCAGUGGCCUACCACCAGCGCCUCUACCAUCGGGACAGCAACCAAACCUUCUGCUGGGAGCUUUGGCCCAACCAGCUCCACAAGAAGGCUUAUGUGGUGUGCACUUUCGUCUUUGGCUACCUUCUGCCUUUACUGCUGAUCUGCUUUUGCUAUGCCAAGGUCCUUAAUCAUCUGCAUAAAAAGUUGAAGAACAUGUCGAAAAAGUCAGAAGCAUCCAAGAAAAAGACUGCGCAGACUGUCCUGGUGGUGGUUGUGGUUUUUGGCAUAUCCUGGCUGCCCCAUCACAUCGUCCACCUCUGGGCUGAGUUCGGGGCGUUCCCGCUGACCCAAGCUUCAUUCUUCUUAAGGAUCACUGCCCACUGCCUGGCAUACAGCAACUCUUCGGUGAACCCCAUCAUAUAUGCCUUCCUCUCAGAAAACUUCCGGAAGGCGUACAAGCAAGUGUUCAAGUGCCACAUUUGCAAUGAAUCGGUCCCCAGCGACACUAAAGAAAACAAGAGCCGAAUAGACACCCCGCCAUCCACCAACUGCACCCACGUGUGAAGGCGCACUGGGACCGCCUGCCCCCCAGCUCCCAUGUGGGUAGAGAGAAGAGGAUGCAGUGGACAAUCACAAAACAUGGCAGCUCAUUCUCCUGACCACAAUCCAUAUCAUUCUAAAUACAUUCCACAGCUGUUAAGGUACUUUGAUUGUUGAGGAACUCGUGGGUCCACUGAAGUCCAAUUAGCUUCAUUAUGAAAUUGUAUUUCUGAAACAAAAGAAAAUUCUGUACAGCUGCUGUCUCUCAAGGAGUGAGAAUUCAGUAGCAUUCUACAAAUAAGUUCAGAUUCCACGGGACAAGGCCAGUCUGUAAAGCAGUAAAGAAUAUUUGAAAUCUACAUUUUUUUUUUUUUUGAGACAGAGUUUUGCUGUGGGAUUGUCCUGGCUGUCCUGGAACUCAC